Messenger RNA from Mesorhabditis belari, 345 nucleotides. Lineage: Eukaryota; Metazoa; Nematoda; Chromadorea; Rhabditida; Rhabditidae. The record is from the annotation of a GenBank genome assembly.
AUGUUGUUGGCUCUGAAAAGAAGGUGCGUCGAUGAAAAGUGCCCGAUUUUGGCUCCCUUGCAGAAGUUUUCUCCAGCAGUUCGAAUCUCGAAAAAACGCGAGAUUCUCAUGUGUCCGAUUGAAAAAGUGAUGUCAACGAAGUUAAUCGGUUUAACGUGUUUCUUGGAGCAUCCCGAGAGCUAUAAUUGGAAUAUGAGUCUUUAUGCAAACGAGGACUAUAAUCAUCGUAAAUGCGAUUCUGGACACGAGAUCUCAGAGUUGAAGCCAUAUUCGACUUUUCGAAAAGUGACAAUCGUUCGCGAACCUCUUGAUCGAUUCGUUUCCGGAUUUGUGCAUCUAUGUCUG